Messenger RNA from Bactrocera tryoni, 897 nucleotides. RefSeq lists its product as uncharacterized. The transcript has 3 exons. NCBI's taxonomy places the organism in Eukaryota, Metazoa, Arthropoda, Insecta, Diptera, Tephritidae. The coding region runs from base 83 to 421 and encodes 112 amino acids. The record is from RefSeq and is a predicted model, not a curated record.
AAGAAAAUUCGAGUGAGGAGGAAAACCAUUUUCUGCAAGAAUAUUUGCUAGAAAUGUGGAAAUUGAGAAACCGAACGCGCAGAUGUACUACGAAAAUUUAAUUGAAAGAACCAAUAUUGAUGCAACUACGGACAUGUUGCGCUCCUACAUAGCUCCGGUACUGGAAGCAGAUGUACUAUAUAACAAAGCUGAGAAGUGGCGCAAAUCGACGGGCGCUGGGAUAGACGUCGGUGAUGAUUCCACGAUAAAAGAAAAACUUUCACAGAUUAGUACAAAUUAUGAACACUUUUCGGUUCUAUUUGGCAGUAAAUCCGAAGCCAAUUGUGUUAUAGAGACGUACAACCUUGAUGUGCUACAAUACUGCAGCCAUUUUACAGAAAUUGUAGAGGUAGCGGAAAUAGCAGCCGAGUUAUCACAAUAAUCUGUGGAACCAUCGUGUACACUUUACGAGAAAACAGAACAGACAACAGUAGGAGCAGUGGUGGCAACAGUUCUUUUUACCUUUCCGUCGUUCCCUGAAAAAGUGAAAAAACCUGCUCGAAAGAAUGUUCUAAGUGAACUUAAAAAUAUACAUACAUAUGUAAGUAUGUAAAUAUGUACAAAAGAAAAGUGAACAGUUUUUUGGGAAUUGAAAUUGAAAAAGAAAAGUUAAAUUUGGAAAAGUUAAAGCUGGAAUUCUACAGAGAAAAGUUAGAAAAGAGAUUGAAAUAAAAAAUGGAAGAGCAAAAAGAAAGUCUGGCAAUGAUUGAACUAAAGUCUAAUUAUAAUAUAAAACAUAAUUUUAUAUGCUAUUGUCAUGUUUAAUAAUUCUUUAAGAAUGUACAAAUGUAUCUACAGUGGCUCAAAGUUAUAAUGGAACAGUAUGAAUAAAAUACUUUUAUCUUAAAUACAAAAAAA